Ichthyophthirius multifiliis is the source of this 1282-nucleotide messenger RNA. RefSeq names its product pyruvate dehydrogenase e1 alpha subunit, putative. Gene Ontology annotation, cellular component: intracellular membrane-bounded organelle. The transcript has 7 exons. Gene Ontology annotation, molecular function: pyruvate dehydrogenase (acetyl-transferring) activity. Lineage: Eukaryota; Ciliophora; Oligohymenophorea; Hymenostomatida. Gene Ontology annotation, biological process: pyruvate decarboxylation to acetyl-CoA. The record is from RefSeq and is a predicted model, not a curated record.
AUCAAGAAAAAUAAUAUAUAUAUAUAUAUAUAAAUAAAUGAUUUCAAAAGUAUUCCCACAUUUUUAAUAAAAAUAUUUAUAUGGACUUAUCUAAAAACACUUUUCUUCUAUCAAGAUAGCAAUACCUCCUUAUGAUCUUUAUAGAUUAGAUAAACCAAGCCUUCCUACACACAGCGAAGUCUCAAAAGAUGAGCUUUUGAAAUUAUACAAGGAUAUGUAAUCUAUACGUAAAAUCGAAAUAGCAUGUGAUAAGCUUUACAAAGAAAGAGAAAUUAGAGGUUUUUGCCAUCUUUAUGACGGUUAAGAAGCAAUAAUAACUGGAAUUGAGGCUGCUUGUAAUUUUGAUGAUCCUUUAAUAACUGCUUAUAGAUGUCAUGCUCAUGCUUAUACAAGGGGAGAUACUCCUCAUUAAAUUAUUGCUGAAUUGAUGGCUAAAAAGACAGGUUCAACAGGAGGAAAAGGUGGCUCUAUGCAUUUUUAUAGAAAAAAAACUAACUUUUACGGAGGUCAUGGCAUUGUCGGAGCAUAGGUUCCUAUGGGUGCAGGAUUAGCUUUCGCUCUUAAAUAUUAAGGAAUGAAGAAUGUUGCAAUUACUAUGUAUGGAGAUGGUGCUGCAAAUUAAGGAUAACUAUUUGAAGCUGCUAAUAUGGCCGCUUUAUGGAAAUUACCUUGUUUAUUUGUUUGUGAAAAUAAUCUUUAUGCUAUGGGUACUUGUGUUAGUAAAGGCUCUCAUAAUACUGAUUUUUAUACUAGAGGUGAUAAAAUUCCUGGAAUCAGAAUUAAUGGAAACAGUUAUUUCCAUGUAAAAGAAGGAUUCAAAUGGGCUAAACAAUAUGCAAUCGAACAUGGACCUUUAUUUAUUGAAUGUAAAACUUACAGAUAUCAUGGUCAUUCUAUGUCUGAUUCUGGAAAUACUUAUAGAACAUUAGAUGAAGUGAAAGAAUAAAGAUAAAAGCACGAUUGCAUUUUGUUGAUUAAAAAUACUAUUUUAGAGCAUAAACUUGCUACUGAAGAAGAGUUAGAAAAUAUUGAUGAAUAAGUUAAAGAAGUUAUUGAUUCUUCAAUUGCAUAAGCAAAAAAAGACUAAUAUCCAGAUGAACAUGAAUUACAAACUGACGUUUAUAUUAACAAUGAUAAUUACUAUAUUCGUGGAAUCGAAUACGAAUAAGGAUAUUUCCCUGGUGGAUAAAAAUAUUGAACACGAAAAAAGAAUAGAAAAAAUAUAAUAAAUUAAAUGUUUUUUUUUUUUAAUUUCCUAAUAAUAAAUAAAUUUAAGAUAAAU